Suillus bovinus is the source of this 1596-nucleotide messenger RNA. RefSeq lists its product as uncharacterized. The record is from RefSeq and is a predicted model, not a curated record. Bases 1 to 1596 code for a protein of 531 amino acids. The transcript has 6 exons. Lineage: Eukaryota; Fungi; Basidiomycota; Agaricomycetes; Boletales; Suillaceae.
AUGCCCGUAGCACCUCGGCCUCAUAAUGUUUGUCGACUGUUGUCAAAAACUCGAUGUCCUUACGUGAAGAUUUCAAAGGAGCUUCAGCAGCAAUUGGCCGAACACCGGCGUGCUAAGCGACUCGAUGAAGAUCAAGAAAUUCAAGCAGUUCUCAACUACCUCGAGAUGAAGGCAACAGAACUCGCUUUGAAAUUUAAGCAGCCCCGAUGUCAUUACCUUGAACAUUUUUCACUAGGCUCUGCACCUCACCGCCGCAAACACAAUAAGACCAGUGCUUGGCAUGCAUUUUUGCAUUUCAAAGGUGCCAAUAAUGAACGGUCUAAUAUAGUAGACCUCGUGAAAGACAAGGCCGAAUAUCACUCCCUCAAGAAGGCCGAGAAGGAGACACUUAUCAAGGAAUUCAACCAGGUUAAGGCCAGCACAAGCCAGUGUCCUCCCACCAUAACUGCUCGUUCACGUGCAGCUGAGUGUGCACGUAGUUUUCAAUUUGUCAAGGAAGAGCUUGAUGCUUUAAAGCAGCGUGUGGGCAUAGAGGCCAUAGUCCUCAUGGUCCGUGGGGUUUCCGACUUUGCUAUGGCACCAAAAGCUUUUUUUUCAAGUGCUGCUGCUGAGCAGUUUGUUUGCUUAUAUCUACAGAAGGACAUUGCACAGCUUGCAACAGAGUUUGAAAGCACCAUCUUGGCUAAUGGUGUCAUCCUCAGUGAACUCACUGGUGAUGCAAAAGCCUCUGUUGAGUUCAAGCACUAUGAGGUUCGUGUGGUCCAGCGCUAUUUGGUAAAGCUUGUCGGAUGGAACCACCCACAAUGGCUCAAUCCUUCGGACUUGAAAGGUGGCCUCGACGCCCUCGAGAAACGCCGUAUUGCUGCUGGGGAGAAACUCACCCCAGAGUUAGAACCACUGGUGCCUCUCAAUGACAUUCCUCUUGACAACAUUCCUCUCGACAACAUUCUUCCUAGUGCAGCCUCAAGCCAGGCAACACAGGCUGAUCACGACCCUUUUGACAAUACCUCAUCCACUGAAGUUCGUCUCCCUACCGAGGAUCACACCACUCAACAAGCCAGUCCUACAGCACUCGCUCACACAAGUACCAGUAUCAAUUCUUCAUCAAUACCAGAUGACCGCAUUGAUCCUGUCCUUCGGACCUCUGAUAAUUCAUCUGCCACUGUUCAGCCAUUUCCAACAUCACUGGCUGUGUCAUCCCCACCAUCUCCAACAUUUUCGCCAGUGUCCACCCCACCAUCUCCACCAUCUUCACCUGUGCCAACCCCAACAUCUUCAACAUCACCGCCUGUGUCACCCCCACGAACACCUCCCAUUCAUGCGUCAUCAGCAGUGGCAUCUCAGACGACUGCUGAAGACAGUGUUCUCAUGGCAACCACGAAUACUCACAAGUGGGUGCAAGUUCAGCCAUCGGAAGGACAAUCAGGACGGGAAAAGUGUGCCCGGAAGCUCACAGAAAGGGCACAGGCAUUCUGGGAUGAUUCAGGCAGAGAUAAUCAGACGGUGCCAACUGCCGCGUCAGGCCGAAGAAAGAAACAGAGAGUCUCAAAGCAAAAGAGCUCUCAGCUUGUGCCAUCUGACCUGGAGAAUGCUUAG